AAGUUUUAAUCGUUGAUAUUAAAGGUUGACAUAACUCCAAUUUUUAAAGUUAAAGGCAGAUGCUACAAAUAAAAAACAAGUGUUCACAAAUGACAGCUGCUGCUGAAAAGCAAAUGAAUAUAAAUGAAGAUAACACUGAAUUUGAUAACUUAAAAGUUGAAAAACUUUCAAGAGAUGUGCUUAAAACGUUUGCAGAUGAGUUGCCAAAAGAAUGGAGAGAACUAGCUCGUUUCUUGAAUAUCAGUGAUGAAGAAAUAAGUCGAGCGGAACACGAGUGCAAUAAAACUCGAGAACAAAUUUAUGAAAUUUUUAACAGUUGGUUUAGAAAUAAUCCAAACAAAAAAUGGAUUGAUAUUAAAUCAGGAUUGAUAUUCUGUAAACGAAAAGAUGUUAUUGUUAAAUGUCAAAGAAUGCUUACUGUCCGUUCAAUAUUUGGUGUUCAACCAACUGCAGAUAUGUUCUUUAUGCGAGAAAAAGAACUUUCGAAAAUUCAUCAAUAUUUUAACGAUUUACAAGAUAAUAGAAACUCAACUUUAGUAUUAUACGGAAUGUCUGGUGCCGGGAAGACACAACUUGCCAGAAAAUAUUGUGAAAUCCAUCAUGACUUUUAUGAACAUUUUGUUUGGAUAGAUGCAGGAUUUGGAAAGUUACAUGCUUCAAUGAGGAAUCUUUAUGAAUUAUUAGGAUUUGUUGUUCAAGAUUCUCAAGGCAAUUCUUUCAAUGAAGAAGUGAUUGUUGAGAAAAUUCACAACUACUAUAAAAACGAAAAAACUCUGUAUAUUUUUGACAAUGUCGACGAUGAAAGCAUUCGAAAUUUGGGAAUGUUUAUUUCAAAGAAACCGAAUUCGUUUACUUUAAUUACAACUCAAUGGAGAACAUGGUCAAAUAAAGUAAAUCAAAUGUUAAUCGAUGGUUUUUCUUCUGAAGAGGCUUUCGAGUACGUAAAAAAUAGUAUAAAAGAAAACACCGACGAAAACAUAAAAAACCUAAUUAAAGAACUUAGUUAUCAUCCGUUCGCUAUUACUCAAGCAAUAAAAUAUAUAAAGAUACAUAAAAUUUCCACACAAAAAUAUAUAGAUCGAUAUAAAUCAAAACCUAUAGAAAUACUAGAUGAUGAAUACUUUCCAACGGAAGAAGAAUCAAAGUUUGCUAUAAAAGCAAUCAAUUUAGUGUUAAAAAAAUUAGAAAGAAAAAAAAUUAUUCCAUUAAAAUUACUUAACUGCUUAUCUUAUUGUAAUGGUCAAAGCAUAAAUAAAGAAUUUAUCAGGCAAAUCUUAAAACAAAUGACAGUAAAUGAAGAAUAUUUAAUAGAUGAAGCCGUUGGAUUACUAAUAAGUUAUUCUUUACUAGAUCGUUUGGAUGAUGAAAAAUAUUCAAUGCACGAACUGACACAGUUGUCGUGUAAAUAUUUUCAAAACAAAAACUCAAGUUCAAAUACUUAUUUUGAUCUAAUGGAAAAAUAUUUUCAACUUGAGUUAAACGAAGUAAAAGAUCACGUUGAUCACGGAAAACAUUUUGUUUUUCAUUUUUUCCACAUGUUUCGUAUUAACAAAAAUAGAACGUCGAAAACCUUCCAUCAGAUGACGACAUCUAUUAAAACUCUAUUAGUAUGUAAAGGUUUAUUUCAAGAAGCAAUCGAAAUAUUAGAAAGUAUUAAAAAAUUUAAUGCAGAAAUAUAUGGAGAGAAUAAUAAAUUCACAACUGAUACAAAAAAUAAUAUCGCAAUCUGUUUGAACGCUAUGGGAAAAUAUAACGAAGCUUUAAAAAUUUAUUAUUCUGUUGAAAAAAUACAAACUGAAAUUUUAGGUAUCAACCAUCCAAAUACAAUGUCAAUAAAAAAUAAUAUCGCAGGCUGUUUGAAAGCUAUGGGAAAAUAUAACGAAGCUUUAGAAAUUUAUUAUUCUGUUGAAAAAAUACAAACUGAAAUUUUAGGUAUCAACCAUCCAGAUACAAUGACAACAAAAAAUAAUAUCGCAGGCUGUUUGUACGAUAUGGGAAAAUAUAACGAAGCUUUAGAAAUUUUUUAUUCUGUUGAAAAAAUACAAACUGACAUUUUUGGUAUCAACCAUCCAAAUACAAUGACAAUAAAACAUAAUAUUGCAAGCUGUUUGAACGCUAUGGGAAAAUAUAACGAAGCUUUAGAAAUUUAUUAUUCUGUUGAAAAAAUACAAACUGAAAUUUUAGGUAUCAACCAUCCAGAUACAAUGACAACAAAAAAUAAUAUCGCAGGCUGUUGUUACGAUAUGGGAAAGUAUAACGGAGCUUUAGAAAUUUUUUAUUCUGUUGAAAAAAUACAAACUGAAAUUUUAGGUAUCAACCAUCCAAAUACAAUGACAAUAAAACAUAAUAUUGCAAGCUGUUUGAACGCUAUGGGAAAAUAUAACGAAAAUGGGAUUGCUCAUUUAUUAGAAUUGAAAUGUAUGAGCUGUGGUUGGAUUAACUCCUGUUUCACAAAUAAAGAGUGCCACGAUUCUAAUCGAAAAACUAAACGUGCUCGCAAGUUGUAUGAGUCAAAUGUUCGAGCAGUCAUUAGUUUUUGUGAGAUUGGUCGGGGAAAGGCAGCAUCGAAAAUGUUUACUAACUGUUUUAACAUGUAUGGUAUUGGUGAAUCAGCUUUUGACAACUUGAAUGACAACUGUGUUUCAACUGCAUAUUCUAAGCCAGCUGAAGUAUUAAUGAAAAGAGCUGCUAGUGCAUUUUCUCAAGCAAAUACUCAGCCAGUCUGCAAACGCGUUACAAUAGAUGGUUCUUGGCAGAAGAGAGGUCAUGCAUCAUUGAAUGGUGUAGUUACACCUGUUGUUGGUGAUAAAAUUUUAGAUUAUCAGGCUUUCUCAAAACACUGUAAAGGUUGUGCAAUGUGGAGAUCCAAGGAAAGUACACCUAAACAUGAUAGAUGGAAAGUAAAUCAUGUUUGUCAUAUAAACCAUACUAAAUCUUCUGGUGCCAUGGAAGCUGCCGGUGCUGUUCAAAUUUUUGCACGUUCCAUUCAAAAAAACAAUUUAAUUUGUUCUCAAUAUUUAGGAGAUGGAGAUACUUCUUUUUUUAAAGAAGUUGUUGAAUCUAAUCCUUACAAUAAAAACGAAGUUAACAUUGAGAAAUUAGAGUGUUUUUGGCAUGUACAAAAGCGACUUGGUACUAGAGUUUGA
Hydra vulgaris (swiftwater hydra) is the source of this 3146-nucleotide messenger RNA. Lineage: Eukaryota; Metazoa; Cnidaria; Hydrozoa; Anthoathecata; Hydridae. The record is from RefSeq and is a predicted model, not a curated record.